ACAUGUUGCGUCACUAAAAUGCGCCGACAGGAGAAACACGAAAGGAUUCGGACAAAUUUACCUGAGGAGCAACUUUGCCACAUAUUUAAUUCCUGCCUUUGCUUAUUCAUGUUUAUCAAUGCGUUAAUAAGAUACACAUUGUGUUAUAUGUUUGAGGACUUUUCCACAGUCUUUGCAGUAGUUAGUAUCUGUCUGUAUCCCAGUACAAAGUGCUGUGGUUGUUAGCACCUCCGCGGCUAGCUGCGGCUGCAAGCAAAUGACCAAUUACCUACACUUUAUCGGUGGACAGAGGGUUUUAGGAUAAACUAAAUAAAGUUUAGCCCCAAGAUGGAUAGUUAUUGACCCUUUUCAGUGAUUGGUCUACAGAAGCCCGUUAUCAUCAGCAGCUAGCGAAAGACUGACCGAUGUUGGAGAGGGCAAUAAGACACCAUAUCAAGAUGUAUUGUACCCUAAUGGUUACAUGGAGGGCCUAAUCCACACUGAUCAGUCAAAACAUUUUCCAAAGGGGGAGGUGAAAUUUAAUGCUGAUCAUCUGAUAUCAUGCUCACUCUUUGAGGCGUGUUAAGAGUGAUGGCUAUGGCUUCCUCAAUCACAGAUGAAAACCUAAGUUACGCCAAGGAGUCUCCCUCUGAUCACCUGCCCUGCUGUCCAACUGAUGAGAUCACAGAGGAGCUCCAGGCCAGUGAAUCAAACACAACUGUGAAAGCUCAAAAGUCUGGAAAGUUUAGGCGAACUGCCUUGACCUUUUUUGGUGUUCGUAAAACAAUCUGCAUCUUGCCCAGCUUUUUUGUGGGGAGAAGUAAAAAUCUGAGUAAGUGGUCAUCUAAAAAAGCCAUCUUCAAAAGCAAAACGCAUGAUGGGCUCAGUAAAGUUUGCCAUGAUGACAAUCACAGAAGUGGCUAUGCCUCUGCUGGAGAUUUUGUGUACGACAGCCACAGGGAUGUUGCAGGGGAUCUCCACAGCUGUUGUCACAGCAAAUUAAGUCCCUCUUCAGGUGAUCAGAAAUCUCUGAGCCUCCCUCGCCACAAAAGAGGAUUAAGGGGUCUCUUUCAAAGCAUUAAACAGCACAGAAAUAACAGAAAUGGGAUAGAUAAAGGAGAAAUGUUUGCAACACGGAGUGAAACCCAGGUGCCUAAUGUCCAGAGCUACACUGAACAGCAUCUUACAGAGUGCCUGGGUUCUGAACCAGAUGUGCCUGACUUUGAUAACACUAUUGGUCCUCAAUGUACAGAUGCAGAAAAUUUGGAGUGUGUAUUACUGGAAAAUAGCCCAAAAUCUGAGUUUGUUCAUGAGCUAAAUGAUAAUCAAAUAGAUGAUAUUAACCUAGUAGCACUAGUUUCUAGCGAUUAUGAGGAGUUGGCCAGAGUGCAGAGUGAUCCAUGUUUAAAACUGGAAAUGGUGCCUGAACCUAUGCUCAAGUUGGAAGCCACUGCUGGUUCAUGUGAGCAACUGAAUGUUAUGUUUGAAGAUGUAGCCUCAUUAAAGAGCUUUGACUCACUAACAGGCUGUGGAGACAUAAUUGCUGAUCAAGAAGACGAUAGCAUCACAGAGAGCACUGUUUCUGGGGAGCGCAGCCGAAAUGGGGGCAAGAGGGCAUCCUGUUAUUUAACUUAUCAGGGAGGUGGCGAAGAUAUGGCCUGUCCUGAAGAUUUGGGGGAAGAGUGUCCAGACAAUAUGUGGAUAAAUGAUGCAUCAGAGGAAAUGUGCUGUGCUUGUAACCAGGAUCUCAUGGAUUUGAGCACUGAACUGACAGUAUCUCACAAUAGGGACUUGAUGAAUAGCAACAGUGCGCAGCAGGGAGCUGACAGCUCCACUGCUGAUGUGUUGACUCCUCAAAGUGAGCAUCAAGAGUCCGUCCCAAACAGCGACGAAGGCUACUAUGAUUCAACUACUCCAGGGCCAGAGGAGGGUCAAGAAAAGGCAGAGAGGUUACAGCCAGAUAGGUUACCCCGGGACAGCUACAGCGGCGAUGCUCUUUAUGAACUUUUUGCACCAGAUGAAAGUCUUAUCAGUCCACAUUAUGAAAAGAAGUCACAGCUCUCUGGUUCAGAUGAGAGUGAGUAUUUAAAUAAGGCAGUGGAUUUCACAGACACUGCCUUUCUACCUGACAUAAAUGAUUUAAAAAUAAGUGAUGCGCUGUACGAAGCUAACAGUUUUCUUGAAAUGUCAUGCACUAAACCCUCAGAGCUGACACAAAACCCAAUUGGUCUGCAUGAAGUGGGAUUAAAUAAACAAAGCAAUUUGAACUCAAAACCACAGGCCUUUGUCAACAAGAAUAUGAAAACAAGUGCUUCUGCUGGAAAAUCUUCAGAUGCUGAAUAUGUGAAACGACACAGUGCUAUAUCCUUUGGUAGCACAUCUGACCCAGAUUUUGAAACCUUCUGUGAGCCUAAAGAACAACUUCUUGAAGAGAACAAGCCAGUGGCUUUACCAUACAGAAACAUUAAAUCUCAAUUUACAGAGGUUAGUGAUGGUGUGGAUAAUGAACAAACUGUAUGUUUCUCACAAGCACUUGAAGAUUUCACCAAACGCACUCAAAUGAUGAGCAAAUUGCACAACCGUAUGGAUGGUUUGGAGACGAGUCCAGCCUUCAUUCCCAACAUGGAGGCCUUGCCCGCCAUAGUCACGUUUGACGUGGUGGAUAUGCACAAUGAGGGAGAAUAUGAUGAGCAGAUACAGAUGGACAUGGAGGAGGAGCUUUCCUCUCCGUAUCAAGAGUUUGAAGAAAGUUACCUGCAAAAGGAUGCAUUUGCUGAAUGUGACUAUCAAAUGUUGGAUCUUUAUGAACAGAACCUUCUAAGUAAUACAUGGGCAAUAGCAAGUCUGCCUCGACAUCUGGGCCUUACUAAAGUGAGGCAAUUUUUACCUGCUCCGCUGUCUCAGGACAGAAGAAGUAGAUCUUUGGACACUGAAGACCUGGACUUAAACAUGCCUGACAAAUGCAAAGACCACAGAGGUGCUUUGCCCUCAUGUUUUUUGAUGGAAAGAGAGAGAGGUUCCUCAUCUCACAAAAGUCUUCAUGUACCCCUGAAAGAUGGCAGCAUUACAUCACCAUGGCAAACAAAGUCAGAAAUGGCUUUGAGUCUUUGUACUUCAGCCUUGACCAUACCUGUAUGUAAAAGUCUAAAUCAAACACAACUUGAUACCAAAACCUCUGUUACACCGAACACUGAUAGUACUAAAUCACUGCGACUUUACUCCAGUACGUCCAACAGUGCGUCUUCUGAAUUAUUUUCAAGUCCAGAGCUUUACAACAGAAGGUGUCAUCUUGCUUUGCAGACAGAUUCUUGUUUACCUCGCACCCCUGUUUAUUACACUGAAAUGUUGGAAGAUGGAUCACUGUUAAAUGAUCAAGAAGAGCAUCUCUUUGAUAAAGCUGCUGUUGAUGCAUUGUCUUAUAACCCAUCUAUGAAGGCCAAAGCCUUAGAGGGGACGACUAGAGGGGGCAUUUCUCAACAUUUUCUUAAUUCAGCCCUCUCCAUUGAUCAUACUAAAUUUGAGUAAAUUCUACUCUAAUUUACCAGGUAGUUUGGGGAUUGUGCCUAUAUGAGUGUUACUAUGGAAGGAGUAAUUGUUGCCAAGUGUGUGUGUGUGUGUGUGUGUGUGAGAGUGAACUGAAAUGUUAUAUACUGUGAUAAAACUUGUACUAAAAUGAUGUGAUUUUGCCAUGCUAUAAUAUUAUUAUUGUUGUUAAUGCUUCAAGGGAUUUUUUUCUCUGUAUUACCACCACAUGUAUAGUGUUUGUGAUAUGGUUUUCAGGAGUUUUACAAAAAUGAUCUUGAUUGUUUUAUACCACCUCAUUGCCUUGAAUGGCGUUUUGAUGCUUGGUUUCCAAAAAAAGAAAAUACUGGCUGAGCAGCCAUCCUUAGGGCUGGGUUAAUCUUUUUUGCACGUUUGGAAUUGUAUGCCGCUUGUCUCAGUCAUUGUUUACUGUUCUUGGAAGUUGCAUUGGACAGUACAAAUAGCUUUUUUUUUUAGCAAUUUAGUAGCAAAUGAAUACAGUACAUUGCUUAACUAUGUAGUGUAAAUUAGCUUUGCCUUAUUUGGUGUUUUCACCCUUUCAUCUUGGUUGUAUAACAAUGUUUGGAGUUUUAGCAAAGCAUCAAAUUUAGUAUUUUUUAUUUUAGUUGUAACAUGUAGGUCAGAGUUUUAGCAGCAAAUGUAUUUUUUUAUAUUGUGUAAGUCACAUAUAUUUGCACAUUGUAUUGUAAUCAGAGUGAAUGCAAACUUUUAACUAUAAUGAAAUUGUUGAUUUCCUUGAAAUAUGUUACUAUUUUGCCAUUGUAAAACACUGCCUUACACAUAAUAAACUUUAUAAACACAUCAAAACUC
Periophthalmus magnuspinnatus is the source of this 4332-nucleotide messenger RNA. RefSeq names its product APC membrane recruitment protein 1 (gene amer1). Gene Ontology annotation, cellular component: plasma membrane. Bases 571 to 3504 code for a protein of 977 amino acids. The record is from RefSeq and is a predicted model, not a curated record. The transcript is spliced from 3 exons. NCBI's taxonomy places the organism in Eukaryota, Metazoa, Chordata, Actinopteri, Gobiiformes, Gobiidae. Gene Ontology annotation, biological process: regulation of canonical Wnt signaling pathway. Gene Ontology annotation, molecular function: beta-catenin binding; phosphatidylinositol-4,5-bisphosphate binding.